This is a messenger RNA of Aspergillus alliaceus, 309 nucleotides long. RefSeq names its product cytochrome c oxidase subunit 7. The coding region runs from base 1 to 309 and encodes 102 amino acids. NCBI's taxonomy places the organism in Eukaryota, Fungi, Ascomycota, Eurotiomycetes, Eurotiales, Aspergillaceae. The record is from RefSeq and is a predicted model, not a curated record. The transcript has 5 exons.
AUGAUCAUUGCUACUAGCCUUUCAUCUGUCAUUGUCGUCUCUCUCUCUCCUCAAUCCCCUCAGUCUUUCGCAAUCGCGUACCGUCAAAAUGUUCCGCACAGUCCCUCGUUCGUGUUCCGUGAGAACCGUGUCCCUUUCUACCAGCGUCUUUUCCAGCAGCACGACGGCAAGCGUCAGUGGUGGAAGACCGAGCGUAGUGGCUACGUCAUGUACCCUUACCUCUUCACUGUCUACGGCCUGGGCGCUGCCACUACCUACGCUAUGGUCCGCAUGGUCUUCGGCCACAAGACCUGGUUCGGCAAGGAUUAA